Penicillium cinerascens is the source of this 741-nucleotide messenger RNA. RefSeq names its product RlpA-like double-psi beta-barrel domain-containing protein. The transcript has 2 exons. Lineage: Eukaryota; Fungi; Ascomycota; Eurotiomycetes; Eurotiales; Aspergillaceae. The record is from RefSeq and is a predicted model, not a curated record. Bases 1 to 741 code for a protein of 246 amino acids.
AUGGACACAGAGAAACAGCACGCCGACGCCAUGGACCAUAACUCCAACACCCCGUCUGACGAGGCGAUAAAAAAUGGCCAGGGAGCCGUACAGGGCGCACAAGAGCCUUGGGCUUCGGUGCCCAAACGCAAGCCAGUUCCGUUGGCGAAAGGGCCGAGGACCGAGUCUGCUGCAGUCAAUGCUGGAACAGCAGUUGCCAGACCGAGCGCAGAUGCGCCCAAGCGAGUGUGGCCGUUCGGCCUCGGUGGAUUUAGUUUCAGGGCACAGAGACGAUCGCGCAAGUUCCUGAUCAUCGGCGUAGUCGCUGCCGUACUACUGAUCGCCCUGAUCAUCGGCCUGGCAGUUGGUUUGACCGUGGGAAAAAAGAAAGCCUCAAAUCUCCCGCUUCCAACCUCCAACGGCGGCCCUUACGAAGGAGAUCUAACCUACUACAACCCGGGCCUGGGAGCGUGCGGCUACACAAACUCAGGAUCAGACAUGGUCUGCGCCGUCUCCCAUAUCCUCUUUGAUGCAGCUUCAACGGGCUCAGACCCAAAUGACAACCCGCUCUGCGGAAUGAAGUUGAGGCUUCGCCGCAAUGGGAAAAGCGUGGAUGUCAAGGUCGUGGACCGGUGCGUGGGCUGCGCAGUGACAGACCUCGAUGUCACCGAGGCGGUCUUUGAAGAGGUGGCUGAGCUCGCCCAGGGCCGAGUCAAGGUGGAAUGGGCUUGGCUGGAGAAGUCGCCCGUCAGUGCCUCUUGA